Molecule: messenger RNA, 616 nt
Organism: Leptidea sinapis
Lineage: Eukaryota; Metazoa; Arthropoda; Insecta; Lepidoptera; Pieridae
Gene: wrm1
Exons: 3
Coding region: 179-616 (145 amino acids)
Source: RefSeq, a predicted model, not a curated record
AUAUAGAGAAUUGAGAUACUCUGUGUUCUGGGCGUUGCUAUUGCUACUUGUUCUUGCUAUAAUUAUUUUUCUAUACGAGAGUAGGUAUUCUUAAGUUGUAACUUGUUUCAAAAAUUACCUAAUACUUGAAAGUUGAAAAUAAAAUACUUUUUUACAAAUCUGAGGUUAAGAUAAGAAAAUGUCCGCAAAUGAACCUCAAACUUACUUUACAGGAAAUGAUACUUACUCUUAUAAAACGUACAAGCAAUUAAUUUCUAAAGUUGGGGAUUUCACACCGUUUUACAUUUCAAUUGCGAUUUGCUCGAUUAUACUUGGAUCUUUACUGAUCCUGAAUAUUAUUUGCUGUUGUUCUAAAUAUUCUGAUUACUGGUUGGAUAGACACACAGGUAAUCGCUGGAUUGUAUCUAUAUGGUCAACAACACCUCAUAAGCAGCCCCCACUUGAUUUAACAGAACUUGAAAGUCAGUACGUACCAGUGCAGUACUUGCCGUAUCACUCUGACGAAUAUCAAGAAAUACACAGACAUGAAACAGAAAUAAUACCAUCAGUAUCACGUCAACCUUUAACGUCAUCUCAAGAGUAUCUUGAACUUCAUAAAAGAGAAAGUGAUAUCUAA